Molecule: messenger RNA, 758 nt
Organism: Vitrella brassicaformis
Lineage: Eukaryota; Vitrellaceae
Source: the annotation of a GenBank genome assembly
CUAGCACGAACGAUUCGUCCUGGUAGUUGGGCAAGGCAUUCGCUCGGAGGCCCUGAAGCCCGCUAUACCCAACACGUUGACGGGCGCAAAGCUGUCGUGAGAUCGGUGGCAGUCAAUUACAUCAUCGCCUAUCCGCACCCUCAUCGAGUUGGGCACAUCUCGGCCGCCCAAGAGCGCACCCAUGGCCCUCUCGGAGAGGAAUGAAGACGGCGGCCCCGUGACCACCAGAAACAGUACGUUGACGGGCUUGGCAGCUGGGCGAGACUCGUCGCGGCACACGAGAUUGAUGAGCAUCCGUGAUGAGUCUCCCCAGAUCGUGCCCGCCCUCCACCAGCCAGAGGUCGAAGUAGAAGGGGCCUCCGACAGAUACUCGACGCCCAGCUUGUCCAUCGACACAUGCUCAAGGUCCGCUUCCCUCAACUCGCUCGGCGGGAGCAGCGGGCCCGGUGCCUCCAGGCGAGUGACCACAAGCCCGGGCUGAGCCUGGCGUGACGUACUGGCUCCCAUCUGGCGGCCUGGGAUGCUCGAAGGAUGCGAUUCUGGGAAGACGACGAAGGAAGGGCUUGUCAGCGACCGCCAAGGGGGCCUUUCCUCCUCUCAAAUACGCCAGAGAUAGACGAAGAGGGUGACGCUGCUCAGAGCACACCAGCGAGAGUAAGGCACGUCAGAAUGUGCUCUGCGUGGUAUCAGAGUGUAUUCUGCACUCGUGUGCAUGUGCGUCGUGCGUAAUUCUUACCUUGGAAGCGUCAAAAUCCGUG